Messenger RNA from Fulmarus glacialis (Northern fulmar), 471 nucleotides. RefSeq names its product glial fibrillary acidic protein (gene GFAP). Gene Ontology annotation, biological process: intermediate filament organization; regulation of chaperone-mediated autophagy. Gene Ontology annotation, molecular function: structural constituent of cytoskeleton. NCBI's taxonomy places the organism in Eukaryota, Metazoa, Chordata, Aves, Procellariiformes, Procellariidae. The record is from RefSeq and is a predicted model, not a curated record. The annotation marks the transcript as partial. Gene Ontology annotation, cellular component: intermediate filament; cytoplasm; cell projection. The transcript is spliced from 6 exons.
GAGGUGGACGCAAGCAAGCCGGAUCUGACGGCCGCCCUGCGCGACAUCCGCAGCCAGUACGAGGCCAUGGCCACCAGCAACGUCCAGGAGACCGAGGAGUGGUACAAGUCCAAGUUUGCAGACCUGACGGACGCGGCCACCCGGCACGCGGAGGCCCUGCGCGCGGCCAAGCAGGAGGCCAACGAGUACCGGCGCCAGCUCCAGGCCCUCACCUGUGACCUGGAGGCUCUGCGGGGUUCGCGGGCCCUCGACAUUGAGAUCGCCACGUACCGCAAGCUGCUGGAGGGCGAGGAGAGCAGGAUCACCAUCCCCAUGCAGAGCUUCUCCAACCUGCAGAUCCGAGAGACCAGCCUGGACACUAAAUCCGUGUCAGAAGCCCAUCUGAAGAGGAGCAUUGUGGUCAAAACUGUGGAGACCAGAGAUGGAGAGAGACCAGCCUGGACACUAAAUCCGUGUCAGAAGCCCAUCUGA